Messenger RNA from Clavispora lusitaniae ATCC 42720, 501 nucleotides. RefSeq lists its product as uncharacterized. The record is from RefSeq and is a predicted model, not a curated record. Lineage: Eukaryota; Fungi; Ascomycota; Pichiomycetes; Serinales; Metschnikowiaceae.
AUGGAGUAUUUAUCAGCGCCUCUCCUUUUGCAGAUAUACCACGAGUCCUUGGUCAAAGAAACCCACUGCUUGGAAGCCCGGUUGCUCAAUUUAUGCUGGGUGAUCCAAACGUACGAAAACGUUUUGGCCCGGGCCCGGUUUUUCUUAAAGUCUCAACAACCACAAAACGACUUGGAGCCACAGAACUAUGUACACCAGCUCAAGAACAUGUAUGUGAAAAUGAAGCACCAAAACGAUUUUCUUCUGGGCCGGUUAGCGCUGGCAAAUAAAAAAAAAGCAAAGUCGUCUGGGCUCAAUGAGGCGGAAGUCAAAGCGACAAUAAUCCAGUACAAUUGCCUCUAUGACGAGCUUAAAAAAAUUGAAGAGCUAUCUCACGCAGUCAAAGAGGCCAGGAAGGCGGCGGAAGAAGCCCGGCGGAUAAGAAGAGAGCGGAGCCGGAAAGCUUCAAGGGUAGUUUCGUGCAACCCGAAAAAUCCCAAUGUCUGCAGACAGAUAAACUAG